AUUUAAUCCAAAUCCAAAUAAACCACAUCAUUACUCUUUUCCUGUAAAUUCUUAUCCACAAAAUGUUCGCUACUCGUGUCUUCCAGCCCCGUGUUUUUGCUCGUUCUUCCCGUCGUCUCUAUGCUACCGCCGGUGAACAGCAGGGCAAUCCCAAGCCUAGCGGUAACACGCCUCUCCUCAUCGGUGCUUUGUUGGCCGGUGUUGGUGGAUUCUACUAUUACCAGAAGCAGAAGCAAGCCGACAAGGGUGCUGUUCAAAAGAAGGCUGAAGAAUUUGGCAGCAAGGUCCAAGGUGCUUAUGACAACGCAAAGGAAGCCGUCAAUGAGAAGACUGCCGAAGCUAAGGAUCAAUAUGAUGCUGCCAAGUCCAAGGCUGGCGAUCGCAUCGAUGAAUUGAAGAAGCAAGGUGAACAGACCGUCAAGGGUUACACCAGCGCUGCCAAGGACACCGCUGACGAUGCUGCCAAGCAAGCCGAAAAGAAGGGUGAAGAGUUGAAGAAGCAGGGUGAAAAUGCUGUGAAGGAUUACUCUGAUGCUGCCAAGGAAAAGGCUGGUGAUGUUGCAAAGCAAGCCGAAAAGAAGGGCGAGGAAUGGAAGAAGGAAGCAAAGGAAAAGACAAGUGAAGCCGAAAGUGCUGUCACCGAUAAGAUGGAUGCUGCUGGUGACAAACUCAAGGAAGCUUCUAAAUAAUUUUAGAUCAUGUUACCCUGUAAAUAAGAUUGUAACCAUAAUAGUAUUUGUAUUUUAACUGGUAUACACAACUGCACUAUCUAUAUUAUUAUUCAUAUUGAU
Molecule: messenger RNA, 791 nt
Organism: Radiomyces spectabilis
Lineage: Eukaryota; Fungi; Mucoromycota; Mucoromycetes; Mucorales; Radiomycetaceae
Exons: 2
Coding region: 63-689 (208 amino acids)
Source: RefSeq, a predicted model, not a curated record